This is a messenger RNA of Priceomyces carsonii, 1563 nucleotides long. RefSeq names its product cytochrome P450. Lineage: Eukaryota; Fungi; Ascomycota; Pichiomycetes; Serinales; Debaryomycetaceae. Gene Ontology annotation, molecular function: heme binding; iron ion binding; oxidoreductase activity, acting on paired donors, with incorporation or reduction of molecular oxygen, reduced flavin or flavoprotein as one donor, and incorporation of one atom of oxygen. The coding region runs from base 1 to 1563 and encodes 520 amino acids. The record is from RefSeq and is a predicted model, not a curated record. The transcript has a single exon.
AUGAUGCAAAAAGAAUCUCAUUUAAAAAGUUUGUAUGAGAACUGGUUCAUCACGCUACUUGGAUGCUUCGUAAUAUAUAUUGUAUAUUACAAUGUUAAGAUAUAUUAUUUGAAGAGAAAAUUCAAUGCUUAUCAAGCCAAUUAUAUACCUGGAAGCGGCUGGUUUUUCAGUAGGAAUCCAAUUAUGAUGUUAAACGCUAAAAGAAAUGGAACAUUAUUGCAAGUUGUCUGGAAAUUAUUUGAGGAAGCUGGGAAAAACUUCAGGAUUGUUAUUGGUGGUUCCGAGCUUUUUGUCACUCUGGAUCCGGAGAACAUAAAGGCUGUUUUGGCUACUCAAUUCAACGACUUUGUACUUGGCUUUCGAAAUGCCCAUUUCAAGCCAUUAUUGGGAGAUGGAAUCUUCACUUUGGAUGGAGAAGGGUGGAAACAUUCGAGAGCGAUGUUGAGACCAAAUUUUAGUAGAGAGAAGGUUGCACAUGUUCAGUCACUAGAGGCUCAUCUUCAGACAUUGGCCAAGCAUAUCAGAAAGCACGAUGGAUUUAAGCUAGAUAUUCAGGAUUUGUUCUUUAUUUUGACAGUUGAUACUUCCACUGAGUUUCUUUUUGGUGCAUCUAUUCACGGCUUGAAAGAUGAAUCAAUAGGAGAGUACCCAGAAAUUGAUUUCGAAGGUAGAGAUAAAUUUUUCGAUAGCUUCACAGCGUCCCAGGCAUAUUUGGCCACUCGAGCAUGGUCCCAGGAUUGGUAUUGGCUCUUUAAUAACUCUAAGUUUAAAGAAAAUAAUAAAGUUGUUCAUGAUUUUGCCAAAUAUUAUGUCCAUAAGGCUCUAACGGCGACUCCCGAGGAAGUUGAAGAAAGAAGCAAAGGUGGAUAUGUCUUCUUGUACGAAUUGGUUAAAGAGACGAGAAAUCCUCAGGUUUUGCAAGAUCAAUUAUUAAACAUUAUGAUAGCUGGUAGAGAUACCACAGCUGGAUUGUUGUCCUUUACAAUGUUUGAAUUAGCUAGAAAUCCAGCGAUUUGGGAAAAAGUUAAAGAAGAUGUGUACAGUCACUUUGGAAAAGGGGAUUCUGCAAGAGUAGAAGAAAUCUCAUUUGAAUCUUUGAAAAAAUGUGAAUAUUUGAAAUGGGUUAUACAAGAGGUUUUAAGAUUGUAUCCUAGUGUUCCAAUUAAUUACAGAGUAGCUACCAAGAAUACUACAUUACCAAGAGGAGGAGGGCCUGAUGGUCUAUCACCAGUUAUUAUUGAGAAAGGUAGAGUCAUAGGCUAUGUCAUCUCUUCUACUCAUCGGAACCCAGAAUUUUACGGCAAAGACGCUAGCGUAUUUCGUCCAGAAAGAUGGAGCGAUAAGAACUUGAAGCCAGGAUGGGCUUAUUUGCCAUUCAACGGUGGCCCUAGAAUCUGUUUGGGCCAACAAUUUGCCUUGACUGAAGCAUCGUACAUCAUCUGCAGACUUGCGCAAAUGUUCCCAAGUUUGAAGUCUCAAGAUCUGUCAAAUAUUUAUCCUCCAAAAAUGUCAUCACACUUAACCUCUUCUCUCACGGAUGGCUGCUGGAUCAGCUUAAGCUAA